AUGCCAGGCUCCUCCCUCUGGCUCCUCCCCCCGCCCUCGCACCCGCUCCACCCAGUCCUGACCACGCUCGUUCGCGAAACGCUCCCGACCCAAUUCCCGCGCGAAGCCGCCUCCUCGCCCGCCGUAACACCCCAUUUCUUCGCCGCCCACGUCACACUGACCUCCGAGAUCCCCGCCUCGCGCUACGGGGAUGAUCCGCAGGGCUGGCUGGACAGCAUUCCCUUCUUCUUCCCUGCAGCAGCAGCAGCACCGUCCGCCGAGGGGAAGGAGGGCGGACGAGGAGGAGGAGGAGGAGGAGGAGGAGGAGGAGGAGUGAAAGUGCGGUUUGAGAAGGUCGUCACUCAGGAUGUUUUCUUCAGGAGGUGCUUUAUCAGGGUCGGGUAUGGAGGCGUUAAGGAGCUGGCUGGGGUUGCGAGGGCGGUGGGCGUUAUCGGGGAGGAGGUUGGUGGGGACGGAAAAGACGGCAAGUUUGGGAAGGAGACUGAGAAGUGGUUGACUAAGUGGAGGGAAGAGUAUGGGCCGCAUCUCAGUCUGAUGUAUGGUGAUGUGCCGAUCACGGACGAGGCACUGAAGAAGGUGACGAGGGCGGUGCAAGAGGCCGGGAUCCAGUUAGCGGAGGAAAAGCCGGAGGGCAGCGGAUGGGACGGCUGGGACGGCGGCGUGGUUUGGCUUGUGCCAACGGAUAAGUCCAUCGCUGAAUGGAAGCCGAUUGCCACCAGAGAGCUUUAGACAGCGUUGACGAGAAAUAUCAUAACCCCUAUUAAGG
Chaetomium strumarium is the source of this 766-nucleotide messenger RNA. RefSeq names its product 2',3'-cyclic-nucleotide 3'-phosphodiesterase. NCBI's taxonomy places the organism in Eukaryota, Fungi, Ascomycota, Sordariomycetes, Sordariales, Chaetomiaceae. Bases 1 to 729 code for a protein of 242 amino acids. Gene Ontology annotation, molecular function: 2',3'-cyclic-nucleotide 3'-phosphodiesterase activity. The record is from RefSeq and is a predicted model, not a curated record. Gene Ontology annotation, biological process: cyclic nucleotide metabolic process. The transcript is spliced from 3 exons.